CCAACUUGAUGAUAAUUUUUGAAUUUUGAUUGAUUGUUUGUUUUGAUUUGAAUUUUAAAUUUAAACUUGUGAAUAGUUUUUCAGUCGUCUGUUGAAGAAAAAUUGUUAAUUAAAUGCAAGUUUUUCAACUUAAAUAUGCCAUUCAGGAGCCGUUCUAGAAAUGCACAACGAAGACAGCUUUUGAAAAGGCACGGAAAGAGUAAAUUUUCCGAAGGAGAAGUAGUUCUCUGUUACGAACCUGAUCCUGCAAAAACUAAAGUUCUGUAUAGCUCUAAGGUUAUACAAAUCGUUGAAAAGUAUGACGAUAACGAUAAAAGAUACGAAGAAUAUCUUAUUCAUUUUCAUGGUUGGAAUUCUACUUGGGAUCGAUACGUAACUGAAGAUUAUAUAUUAAAAGAUACUCCAGAAAACAGAAAAUUACAGCAAGAAUUAGCCAACGAAGCUCAACUCACUCCAGGUGGUAACCUGUACAAACGAGAUAUGAGAAACAGAAGACGAUCUUCUUCUUCACGCAGGAGAUCACGAAAUUGUGAAAAUAUUAGCUCGAAUACUCAGCGUUCCUAUAACGACGAAGAAGGCAUGAGUCAGGGUGAAACCACUCAAGAUGAAUAUUCUUCCGAUAAAUCCAGCGACGACGAAGGCAUGAGUAUCUCGUUGAAAGAUAUUCCUCCGCCUCUUCAGAUUAAAUUUCCCGCCAUUAUGAAAAAAACCCUCGGUUAUGACGAAUAUUUAGUCACUAAAAAGAAGAAGUUGCACAAGUUACCCGCAAAUCCGAAUAUAAUUACGGUAUUGGAGUCAUUUGUCGUGCAUUAUGUUACCCAUGGAUUAAGACAGUAUAUUUCCAAACAAGCUCGUAAAUUGAAAUACGAAGAUUUAGUUGCGAGGGUAUCGCUAGCUAAAGAAAUGGUGGACGGACUACGUAUCAUUUUCGAUUUCACUGUUGAUAAUUUAUUGAUGUACGGAGAAGAAAGAGGCCAGUUUAGUGAAAUUAGACAUAUCACGUUGGAACCUCCGGUUCGUUCGUUGAAUUGUGCAUUGGAAAGUAAAAUUAAAGAAGCAGAGAGUACUCUCCCUAGAGAAGUACGAGUUCUCGACGUCUUGCCUGCACCAGUCGAAAACAAAGUUGGUCCAAAUAUCGUUAAACGAGUACUGAGAUCUCAGCAUCAUCAUCCAGCACCUGAGACGAACGAACCUCAUCCUACUGUCGCCGAAGCCAAACCGGACCCUAACGUUGCCCCUAAAAGUAGAGAGGAAAUCCAAAAUAGCAUCGCGAGCAGUAGUUGUUCCUCGAACGGUGUGACUCCACCGUACAGCUUGAGGUUCGACGGUUCCAUAAUUUACAGUCGACAUAUCAAGAAAUUAGUCCAAAAGGAAAUCACUGGAUGGAAUUUAAUACCAGAUAGUUUAUAUAAACAGAAACCCUUGAAACCUUCACUGGUUUAUGGAGCUACUCAUAUAGCCAGAUUAUUCGUUAAAUUACCCGAAAUUCUUCAGCACUCCUCGCAUAGACCAGAAGUACAGGAAACAAUUAUCGAAUAUUCCGAAUUAUUAUUGAGUUUCUUGGCCGAACACCCCGAAUGGUUUGGAGAAUCCCAUUACGUUGAAGAUGGGAAAUAUGAUUGAUAAAAUAAAUACAUCACGUACGUUUCUUUACGAACCAAGUAGUUCUACAUGUCUCCAUGACGGAGUUCGUUUUUUUUACGCUUUAAUUCUGUGAUCAAGUUUUCAUAAUGUAAUGCCAAUACGUUGGCAUUUUUUUUGUCUUUUUUGUAAUAUUUUUUUCAUCAGUAUUAUAAUAUAUAGUUUGACGAACAAAAUAAAUAAUGCGAUUCUUUUCAA
Planococcus citri (citrus mealybug) is the source of this 1839-nucleotide messenger RNA. RefSeq names its product male-specific lethal 3 (gene msl-3). The transcript has 12 exons. Gene Ontology annotation, biological process: chromatin organization; regulation of DNA-templated transcription. The record is from RefSeq and is a predicted model, not a curated record. NCBI's taxonomy places the organism in Eukaryota, Metazoa, Arthropoda, Insecta, Hemiptera, Pseudococcidae. Gene Ontology annotation, cellular component: nucleus; NuA4 histone acetyltransferase complex; MSL complex. Bases 136 to 1623 code for a protein of 495 amino acids.